AUGGUCCUCCAGCCCUACUUCAGCCUGCUCUAUCGGUCUCAUGGCAUUGAAGGCCCCAACCUGAGCCACUGGCCUGAGCCCAACUGGACAUCACCACAGGAAUUUGUUAUUCUUGGCUUCUCCGGGUGGCCCCCAGGCCUCCGAAUGCUGCUCUUCUCUCUCCUCCUGCCUCUCUACCUGGCCACCCUGGCAGGGAACCUGCUCAUCCUGGGCUUGGCCCUGGUGGAACCCACCUUACACACCCCCAUGUAUUUCUUCCUGGGUGGGCUGUCUGCGGUGGAGGUGGCCUACACACUGGUACUCACUCCGCGCAUGCUGGCUGGCUUCCUCCUGCCUCCUGGGGGCCAAGCUGUGGCCCCCUCCACCUGUGCAGCCCAGAUGGGCCUCUUUGUGGCUCUGGGUGGCUCCGAGUGCCUGCUGCUGGCUGCCAUGGCCUUGGAUCGCUACCUGGCUAUCUGCCACCCUCUCUAUUACCCGCAGCUCAUGACCACAGGGCUCUGCUGGGGCCUGUUAGCUUCCUGCUGUUUGGGGGGCUCAGUCCUAGCCAUAGGCCUCACCACAGCUAUAUUCCAGCUCCCCUUCUGCCACGGAGGCCUUGUCAAUCAUGUCUUCUGUGACCUCCCGGCUGUGUUGGUGCUGGCCUGCGGGAACCGGAACCUUCAGGAGAAUGUGUUAUUGGUGGCCUGCAUGCUGCUGCUGGUGCUGCCUCUAAUCCUGAUCUUGCUGUCCUACACCAGGGUACUGGUGGUCAUUCUGGGUGUGGGAGAUAGCGCUGGCCGCCGAAAGGCUUUCAACACUGUGGCAUCCCAUCUUACAGUGGCUGUGCUCCACUAUGGCUGUGCCACUGCCAUGUAUGCCAGACCUCUGAGCAGCCGCUCCCUGGAGGAAGAUAAGCUUGUGUCACUCAUCUAUAUCAACCUCACGCCACUGCUGUACCCAGCCAUCUACACACUGCGCAAUCGGGACAUGCAAGGUGCCCUCCAGCGUGUGAUCAGCCAGAGGACACCAGGGGUGGUGCAACAAGCUGAUCUUGUCUAA
This is a messenger RNA of Nannospalax galili (Upper Galilee mountains blind mole rat), 1038 nucleotides long. Its product is annotated as olfactory receptor 10AC1-like. The coding region runs from base 1 to 1038 and encodes 345 amino acids. The record is from RefSeq and is a predicted model, not a curated record. Gene Ontology annotation, molecular function: G protein-coupled receptor activity; olfactory receptor activity. Gene Ontology annotation, biological process: G protein-coupled receptor signaling pathway. Gene Ontology annotation, cellular component: membrane. The transcript is spliced from 2 exons. Lineage: Eukaryota; Metazoa; Chordata; Mammalia; Rodentia; Spalacidae.